Messenger RNA from Bradysia coprophila, 9602 nucleotides. RefSeq lists its product as uncharacterized. Gene Ontology annotation, cellular component: transcription factor TFIIIC complex. Gene Ontology annotation, molecular function: protein binding. The record is from RefSeq and is a predicted model, not a curated record. NCBI's taxonomy places the organism in Eukaryota, Metazoa, Arthropoda, Insecta, Diptera, Sciaridae. Gene Ontology annotation, biological process: transcription by RNA polymerase III.
UGUCAAGACACACAUAUAAUUUGCGAGACUAGAGAAACGUGAACAAUUUACAUUCAAUAAAAUUUGUUUUAACAUUUUACGGAGAAUGAUUUUUUCGCUUGUGAUUUAAUUAACGCCAAGCAGUAAACAUUAGUUUCUGUCAUCGCAAAAAACAUUUCGAUUUUGUUUCCCAAUUAAACACGAAUUUAACAUCCACAGAUGUUUGUUGUAAUUUUUUUUUUCACUCGUUGAAACGUGAAUAAAGAUCCUCUUUGCGUCCUGGGUUCGAAUCUCGCUCGUGAACAACGUUCAUAAUCCAGAAUUUUUUUUUCAUUUUUUUAAUUGAUUGAUUGUUGCUAAAGUGAAAAAAAUGGAAUCAAAAGGCAGUAUCGAUAGCAAAAUAGGUGGUGACGCAAUAAGGGAAGGAUCAGCAAGUGCUGGAAAUCUCAGCUCAAAUGUGACCAAUAUGAAUCCACUCUUGAAGGAUUCGAAGCGAGUCAUCAAGAAAAUGAUUGUGAUGGAUACGAGUAAACUCAAGGGAUUGGGCAUCGAAUCUACGAUCAAGAAUGCCAUGUCCAAAUUGGGGAAAGAAAGAAAUAUUAAAAUAGAGAAGCCAACGUCUAAUACUGUGGACAACCAAUCUAUCAACGUGUCACCAAAGGUUCCACAAACUAUUAUCAAAACUGAAUUUGAGCCAAACAAUGUGACCGUUAAGCCAGCGGCAACAGUCAUAAAGCAUAUAUACCGACCAGGUGUGCCUUUCUCUGCAACAUCAGACUCGACUACUGAUCCAGUUCAUAUUCAGUCGAAGGGUGUGACUGCUAAGCCAUCAUCAACUCAUCCUGUUAUACACUCACCUCGACAAUCGCUCACCACCUCAACAAACAAUGUUUCAUUUAGAUCUAGCAAUGAAACGACUCCACCGGCUUCUGUUACCAAAAACGUGGCUCAAAGUGCUUGUGUUCCAAAUACAUCCACCAACAGUAUGCAACCGAUCCGCAUUGCAUCAACAGGUACAGUUCCAGUUGUGAAAGGUCACCGAAAUGGACCGACACAAUUUCAUUACAACGCUGCAAUCGUACCAUCACAGACCAACAAUCCAGUGAUCAAGGUCGAAAGUACAGCACCGUCAGCUGCAAGUGAUGGAAAGAAGAUUAAGGUUUUGUCAAACGUUAGCUUGAUUGAUGGCAAGUCAAAGCUAUUAGAGAUCGACAAGCUGUCGUCUAAAAAUUUAAAAUUCACGAACGUCAUCAAAGGAACGGACAAAAGCCCACCGAAGGCAGCGGUUCUUCCGAAUUCCGAUUCUGGGUCUAAACCAGAUUCACAUUCGAAUGCAGUACCCGGAAAAAUGGAAUCCGAUAGAGUGACAAAAUUUACCCAUGUCAUCAAAGGAUCAGAGGAACGUCAACCACGUACAACCGUUGCUGCACCGUGCACCGUUAGUUCCACAAGAGCACCCGUAUUUAUACAUUCUUCCAUGCCGAAAUAUAUACAAACCGAAACGAAGUUGACUUCGUCCGUCAAUUUGAAGCCGCUGAACGAUGGAAAGCACCAAAGUACCACCAGGUUAAUAUUCCAUAAGCAGCAUGGCACUCCGGCAAUGCCUACAAAGAUCGAUGAACCAAAAUUUUCUUCGAAAAGUCUGAAAAAUCCCAGCGAUGCGACGAAUAAAACAAUUCCGCCGAACAUUUUGAAUUUUUCCAACGUUGGAGGAGGAAAUGCGUUGAGGUCAGAUUUUAUAAAUCAGUCGUUCAGAUCAUCAUAUCCAGCAGGCAAAUCGAUCAAAACCGAAAUCGAUACCGUUCCAUCCAAGAAUUUGAUUUUCACCAACGCAUCGAGACCAGUCGUUCAAAUUAUUACUGCUAUUAGGAAGUCCACGACACCAACAUGCUCAUCAUCAGCGCCAAUUAAAACCGAAUUCGAGGAAAUGAAGCCGAACGACUUCAAUCAACCCAAUGCCAAAGGUUCGAAGGAAUAUCCAUCGCACAAUGUCGGUAGGCCAGCCGUUUGUAAAGUUGCUAAGCCGGUCACAUCCACCAGCUCAACGUCUGCAGCAACCGAGGUUGCAACAAAACAAUUGGUAACUACGGAUGAAAAUGUUGAGAUUUACAAACCGUCCGCACAAAAAUAUCUAAGUAAGAGCACCGUGUCCACCGAAAUGACUCCCGUCGACAAUGCAGCAAGGAAUAAACGGUUCCACGAUGCCGUCUGGUCUACAAACAAUCCCCGAACGUACGCCCGACAUAAUAUCAAACGAUUGCUCAGCGAUAAAAUCAUAAAGAAAAGGAAAGAGGAGGAAAGUGUGCAAAAUUUUCACAAUGAACAGACAUCCGAAACAGUACCUCCUGUGCAAGCGGAUAAAAGUGAUGUUCACGGUGACGCAUCCGCAUCUGCAAGCGAUUUGAACUCGGAAAAAGAGAAGUCGAAAACGGAAUUACCCACCAAGCAACCUACACCAAUUAUAUCAGAGCUUACAUCAGCGGAUGAUGGUGUUCAGUCGCCUGUAAAAUUGCCUGUUGAACCGCCUAUUCAGCCGAUGGUUAUAACUUCGGAUUCAGAACCGCUUCAAAACAGUCCUAUAAAAUUAGUGCCUACGGUGGAUGAUACUGUUGAACCGAUGGAUGUAACUACGGAUUCGGAGAAAAUCAAACCUGUUCAAUUGGAAGCGGAAUCCCCUUGCAACCAAACCACACCGAGUCCAUCAAAACUUACACAGAUAGAUGACUCUGUUGAGCAACCACCUAUUCCACCCGUCGAUGUGAAUACAGAUGCAGUUACUGUGACGAAAAACAAUUUCUGCGGAUUUUCCAUUGAAGAAGUGAAUGUCAGUUUCUCACUGCUGACCCAAAUCAAAGCAAUUCUUUCGAAAAAUCGACCGAAGAAGACGCUACCAUUGUUGGUUUCAACAAAUCCAAAGGUUGGAAGUGAACGAGAGAUUAAGUUGGUUGUCAGAGAUAACAAUCGCUGGGUUCUGAACCACGAAACCGGUGUCUUAGAAGAAAAAUUCGACAUAAAAAUGAAGUCGAUCCAGCAAAAUGUUCCACCGUCUACAGAAGCAGAUAUGGACAGCAGGUUGUCUCGGUCAAAUUUAGACAAUGUAAACGAGCUAAUCGAACCAUCCGAACAAACUUUAAAGAACACCGAACUGGAAUCCGGACUCUCUCCAUCGAAAACACCUGUGAUUGAAGAUGCCGACGACGAAAUAUCGGACAUUGACCUGUUUCACCGUUCGAAAACAAAAUGCACCGGAAGUGCAAUGAAUCGCCGUGCAAUAUUUAAAUCAAUCGAACUGCAUCGCAAAUCGGCUCUGCCAGCUACUACGGAUGAUGAUGAAUCGGAACUGUCGUUACGCGUUCGUCCACCCAGACCGAAAUUGAGGAGAUCGCGUCAGAAACAGACUUUAGAACAGCUGAAAGUUCAGCAAAAUGCUCAUGUUAGCUUAUUGAAACGAUUCAUACGCACGGAUUCCGAUUGUGAUAAUUUGGACGAAGAAGUUUUGAUGAGUUUUAUCGGCAGUGUGGACCAGCGAAUUGAAGUGUUGGAAAAUCAAGUGAAGAAUUGCUUUAAAAAGAAAAUUUGUGCCGAAUUAAACGUCGAUGCCAUCAGUGUAUCAGAGCAAAGUGUGACCACUUUUGUUGAUCUAAUGAAAGACAUAGAUGGACCGGUGAAAUCUUGUGAAAGUGUUACAAGACCAGAUCUAGUGAAACCCAGUAAAAGCUCGUCCAACGUACACAGUCGAUUAAGUGGUGGUGUUACUUGUAACGCUCAGUUGCCUGAAGGCAUUUUACCGAGUAAUGCUGAAACGGCAGAGAGCGAACACAGACAAGGUCUCCUGAAAAUUCAUGAAGUUACAAUACGAAAGGACACAUUUCUGGUGACCGAGUAUGACAACCAAUGUGAUAAAAUCAAUCAUCUACCUCUAAACGUGAAACUUGAGAAAGACACAUCGACUAAACGAAGCAUUUCGGCUCCGCCUCCGGUUCGGAAGACAACAAAACCAACGAUCCGAAAAAAACGUAAACGAAAGUCUCUAGUUGAAAUGUUGGCCAAGCAUGUCGAUAAGGAAACCCUCAAAUCGGUGAUCAUCGAGCAUGCUAAACAAAAAUGUGAUCUCAGUUCAUCGCUGGAUUCGGAUAGUGACAAUGACAGUGAUCGGGGCGACGUUGUAAGUAAAAUAUUUCGAACGGUGUGUACAAUUGACUUGUGCGACGAUGACGACGAAACCGUGCAUGAAGAUGUCCUACAAUAUCUGGAAUUUACCGAGGAAAAUGAGAUGGAAAUUGAACAAGAUGUAAUGUCAGUUAAUCCUUCUUAUUCUGUUGAAACGAAGAUCAAUCACGAGGUACCUAAACCGAUCAAAUCUCCUAAGCCGUCGUGUAAAAACCCCAGGAAAGGGAAAUUAGAAACUAGAACAUCGGAAACAUCGGGGAAAAAAAGGAACCCAAGUUCCACCACUGUGAUAGAUACACCAAUUGAGGGUACCAUAGAGAAUGCAGACGUAUGCGAAACACGGGAUGCAAUGAGUGAAAAAUCUACUGCUAUUUCAGCGAAAGAACAUGACGAUAUGCCAGUUGCAAAUAUUUGCGAUGAAAAUCCUCCGGUUUCAACAUUAGAAACUUCAAAUGUUUCGCUUUCGACAGCAACAAUCAUGAAUGUUUCGUUGUCGACCGCAAAAACUUCAGAGGUUCCGACAUCGACCGCACCAACUUCAGAGGUUUCAUUUUCGACUACAAUAACGUCAAUUGUUUCGCUGUCGACCGCAACAACUUCAAAUGUUCCACCGUCGAGCGCAACAACUUCAAAUGUUCCAACGUCGAGCUCAACAUCAAGAAAUGUUCCUUCGUCGACCGAAACAACUUCAAAUGUUACACCGUCGAGCGCAACAACUUCAAAUGUUUCGUUUUCGACCCCAACAACUUCAAAUGUUUCAUCGUCGAACGCAACAACUUCAAAUGUUCCAUUGUCGACCGCAACAACUUCAAAUGUUCCACAGUCCACCGCAACAACUCCAAAUGUUCCAACGUCGAGCUCAACAUCAAGAAAUGUUCCUUCGUCGACCGAAACAACUUCAAAUGUUACACCGUCGAGCGCAACAACUUCAAAUGUUUCGUUUUCGACCCCAACAACUUCAAAUGUUUCAUCGUCGAACGCAACAACUUUAGUUCCAUUGUCGACCGCAACAACUUCAAAUGUUCCGCUGGCGACCGCACCGACUUCAAAUGUAUCAUUUUCGACCCCAACAACUUCAAAUGUUCCAUCGUUGACCGCAACAACUUCAAAUGUUCCACAGUCGACCGCAACAACUUCAAAUGUUUCACCGUCGACCGUAACAACAUCAAAUGUUCCAUUGUCGACCGCAACAACUUCAAACGUUCCACCGCCGAUCGCAGCAACUUCAAAUGUAUCACUUACGGAAGCCGAAUCAAUUAGUUCCAACUUUUUCGAUGAUGAUGACCACACAGAAACGCUCGACACAGCUUUUGAUGUUGAAGCUAGUACUUCUCCUUCCCCGGACAACACUUUAAAAGUAGACGAGAUGCCUAGUCCAAAAGUUGAAGCAGUUCCACAAUCCAAAAUUUUGAAAUCGGAUGGCAAUUCUGUUUCGGAAAUCGCAGACAAAAACGAUAUUCAAGAAGGUGGAGUCGUCCCAUCCGACGACCAGUCAAAAAUGGAAAAAAUUGUUCCUGCUACCGUUCCUAAAAUUAGUGAAGAAGUCACGACUGUUACUAUUCCAAUGGAUAACAUUAGUGCAGCGAAAGACCCAGAACAACCCAUGAAUGUGGAGGCUAGUCCUGCUGCACCAUCAAACACGAAAAUAGACAAAUCACCAGAGAAAAAGAGUCCGAAAAGGUUAAUAAUAAAACUGAGGCCUUUCGAGGAAAUAUCUUGCCGUCCCAGACUGAAGAGCAUAGACAACGAGCCUACUGCUGGUGCCAAACUAUCUUUUGCGGAAAGUCUAAGCAAAAUUGAUUCUGCAAUCGACAAGGGAAGUAAGUCGAAACGAAAAGCCUCAAAAUCGAAAGAUGCUCACACGACAGAUACAAUCGAUUACAAUCUGUACGGCAGUCGACUCAUCGUUGUUACUCCAGAGACGUUACCUAAAUCAACAGAACGAAAGCCAAAAGACAAAAUUCAACUUUCUUCUGAAAGCAUCAACGACGACCCAGCUGUUGGUCCAAUAAAAAUCAAAAUUAAAAUCGGGAAAGAGCCGAAAAACUCAGCGGCAAUUCCAAACAAUGAUACAGUGAACGGAAUCGAAAAGCCCAGCCGCUCUCGUAAAAGAAAAUCUGCAGUCUUAGAAGAUGCAGCAAGCGUACCAGUCGCUACACCACCGCCAGCAAGUGACACAACUCGAAGGCGCCCCAUUUUCGAUAACUUCGAUUCACCCGAAAUUCUAACAACCAAACGUGCCAGGAAAUCAAAGUCUUAUGUGGACGAUGACGAUCGCAUUGAAAAUGUACCAACGACCACUCAGCCACUAUCCAAUUCACGCUCAUCCAAGCGCAAAUCAAAUAGUUCGAAAAGUCCACUUAAAUUGGAGUCAAGUGUUCUGGAAACUGUCGACGGAGCAAAAGAUCAAAAAGAUCUGCUUGCAACGGAACCGGUUAGUAUCGCAGAGCCGAACGCUGAACUGAACACUGAACGGAACAUUGAACCUAACGCUGAACCGAAUGCACCACCAAAAGUACCGAUAGCUUUAACAAUGCCGAAAACUGGAAGGGGUAUUAGGCCACCAGUCUUAGCGCCAUUAGACGUCGCCGAGCGGUAUGUUUGUGGAAAUUGUAAGGAAGUAGUCGAGGCAAAAGAUUGGACCAAACAUAUCAGAGGUCACUACGGUCUAUCAUGGCGAGUUGAUGUCGAUCCGCCGAUCGAUAUGGACAACAUUCACACCAUGUCAUCGAAAGUGUUAAACUUUAUCAAGAAGGCAAACAUCAAGAUUUUGAAAUGCCCACAGUGUGACGUUGAAAAGAAAUCAGCUUUGGGAUAUUUGAGUCACUUGGAGGUGUGCGGUUUGACUCCAGAGGAAGUCAAAAGCAAAUUGGUGAAAUGCGAACACUGUCCGUCAAUGAUCCGUAGCUGUAGCAUGAAAAUCCAUCUAACUUUUUGUUCCGGUUUGAAGCGGCUGUUGCAGAAGGAAAAAGAAUCUACCAAAGAGCCUGACAGUGCCGAAGAAUGCUAUAACGACAUGGGUCGAGCUGUACGUCGUUCUGCUCAAAAAGCUAUGUCGUCGUUUAAAGAUCUUGGCAAAGCACCCGAGGCUAAACUUGAAGAUUACGUCGAACGUGUGGAAAAGAUCAGUAAUAAGCAACAUCGGAAGUGGAGGCAGGUGUUGAAAGAAGGCAAUAACAUGGAGUGUGUUCGGAAAGGAUGUGAAUUUUCAACGAACGAUUUGUUGGCAAUGGUCGAUCACUUCAACACGUGUGUUCUUGUCGACGGUGAAACGUUCUAUUGCAAUCGAUGCGGACAUGGACCGGACACUCGUGCCGAUGUAGAAGAGCACAUCAAAGCUAGCCACAGUUUGGGAGUCAUUGAAUCGAUCGACGACAAGAUAUUUUCGGACAGUGACGAUGACGCUGAGUUGGGUGAGGAAUCAUCGGAAAGUGAAGGAGAAUCAGGCGAUGAGGAAAGGUCGGACAAAGACGGCGGAGACAGCGAUUUCGAUGAUGAAGAUGACGAUGGGUGGAAUACGAAAGGAUACAAAAAGAAAAGGCUGAGGGAUUGGCCACACAAUGAAGUUAUGUUGAACAGCUGUCUGGAUAGGAAAGUGUUGGCGGAAUAUGCCAAUCUUCUGAAAUCGUAUUCCGGUGGAUCGUACUACUAUCCGACAUUGGAAUGGACACAAGAUUUUCGCGACACGCAUUUUUCCAGCGAAGGGCUAUUGCCAACGGCCACACCGAACACAUUUUCCGUUUUAUCUUCAACGCUGACCGAUUUGUACUUACCUAGAGUUCAGCAGUCCAACAAAUUUUUGGUCAAAGACGUGCGCAAAUACAGGAAAGUCUAUGGUUCGACUGAAAUCACCCAAUCUGAUAGCUGGAAAUUGCUAAACCGAUUCGAAGCGUCAAUAGAAAGCGAUUGUAUGGUACUGUUCACCGGUGGACCGGUUUUAUCGAUGGCUUGGCUACCCGUGCCGGAUGAUCAUUUAUCGCAAAUUUUGGCCGUUUGUUGUCGCAGCGAUGCUAACGAUGACAUUUUAAUGAAUAACACAAGGGCAGCAAAGUGUCUGAUCCAACUAUGGAAUUUCCAUAAGCUCAAGAACGGUCAGUUGCGGCAUGCACAAAUUCCACAUUUGCUUUACAGUGUGGCUUACGACCAUGGUCCGAUCAUACAACUGGAAUUCUGUCCGAGCGGUGGCUUUACCGAAGACCGAUUGGGAUUGUUGGCAGUAUCGUCGUAUGACGGACAUGUGGACAUCCUUGCGUUGCCAAAGAAUUUCACUUGUGACAAUUCGAAAAUCGAAAAUUUGGUAUUCACAAUCAAACCGUCGUUGACGCUGUGCUGUGAGCGGGAUCGACCAUUUGGUGUUUUAAUGACGAAAUUAGUGUGGUCACAGUCGAUGGGGCACACGAAAUUGGCCGGUGGAUUUGCGAACGGUUUAGUGGCCAUUUGGAAUUUAAAAAAUCUGGAGACACCGUUCACCUGCAGCAAAAUCAAUGGCAUACCAACACUGCUACCGACCGAUUUGUUUUUCGCUGGCAAUAAGGCCAUUAAACUUCUAGAGUUUCAUCAUGACGAGAACAAUGAUGCACGUUGGUUGAUUGCCGGUUCACAUGACCGUAAGGUGAAAUUUUUCGAUACACACAAUGUGCACCUGGAAAUAUCAACGACCACGGCACAUAGCCGAAUAACUGCUGGAUGCUGGCCUGUUCAUUGGACAUCAUUCCUGCUGGGCAUUGAUAACGCUUAUAGCUUAAAAAUAUCCGGAAUCAUUCUCAAGCAACCAUUGGAUAUUGGUUGCCGUACUUCCACAUUUUACUCAUGCAUCGGAUCAACCUGUGAUAUUAGUUUUAAUAAUUGGCUCAACUCGUACGUUUUCGUAACGUCAUACGGUGACAUUCAUGUGGGAUAUGUGCGACAAAUGAUUAGUGGCUUUGGCGAAACGCGACGGCAACGAUCGAUUCUCGGCUAUACGGAUUCCGUGGACAUUAGCGGAUCGGAUAGUAGGGAGGAAGAGGAUGUUGCGAAUGAAGAGGUAUCCACUUCGGAUGAACCGCAGCCAUCGACCUCAGCAGCUAGUGCGAUUGAAUCGGCAGCGGAUUUUUCGUAUCCAUCGACCGAUGGAAUUGUUUUCUGUGACUUUCGCAAUCCUCUACCUGCCGUCACAUCACCGUCGUAUGAAAAAAUUGGAGCUCCACCGAUGAAUAAAUACAACAUGGUCAAAGUGAAUAGAGUCGUCUUCAAUCCGAAUGUGUCCGCUUACAAAUUGUACGCUCUGGGUUAUGAGUCUGGAUUCGUUCGUAUCAAUCAACUGUUGCCGAAUUAAUGAUUUGCGAAAGAAGGUGGGGAAAUGUGUUGGACGUUUCUGUUGUUGAUACAUUUUGUUAAUUCGGUCACUUUAUGAGAUUUUUGUUGUUCAUUUUCUAAUUACAAAAUUAAUAAAUUAAUAUAUUUAACGUAAGUAA